CUCUCCCACAGCCUGGGAGUCUGAGGGCAGGGUCUGAGUCUCCUACUUCUCUGGGCUCUGCACGUGCCGGGCACCUAUUCUCCAGGUGUGUCAGAGUAGGUCAGCUGGACUCAGUGACAGACACAGUCAGGCCAAGAGCAUCUUGCUCUCCAAGGCCCAGCCCAGGCACAGGAGGGGAUAAAAGUCUCGUGCCAGAGCCUCAGGGCAGGAACUCAUACACCUUGACUCUUCUCUGUCUGCAGCUGUGUGAUUGUGGGUCUCUGCCAUGUCUCUCUCCCCAUGCCGGGCCCGGAGGGGUUUCAGUGCUCGCUCAGCCUGUUCUGCUCGCUCCAGGGGCCGAGGCAGGGGCGGCUUCAGCAGCAGGAACCUCAAUUCCUCCCGGGGGUGCCGAGGAGGCUCUCUUGAAAGAGCUUGGGGGUCAAGGGGAAGGCUAGGGGUGUGGUUUGGGGAGGACAGUGGUGGGCCUGGGCUUUCCCUGUGCCCUCCGGGGGGCAUCCAGGAAGUGACCAUCAACCAAGAUCUGCUGACCCCACUGAAGAUUGAGAUUGACCCCCAGUUCCAGGUGGUGAGGACUCAGGAGACCCAAGAAAUCAGAACUCUCAACAACCAGUUUGCUUCCUUCAUUGACAAGGUGCGGUUCCUAGAACAGCAGAACAAGGUCCUGGAGACCAAGUGGCACUUGCUACAGCAGCUGGGGGUGAGUGACAGCUCCCAGGGCCUGGAGUCUUUCUUUGAGGCUUACCUGACCCAGCUCAGGAAGCAACUGGAGGAGAUCCAGAGACAACGAGGGGCUCUGGACGCUGAGCUGAAGUCCUGCCAGAACCAGGAGGAGGAGUACAAGGCCAAGUAUGAACAGGAAAGCCACAAGCGCGCUACGGUCGAGAACGACUUUGUGGUCCUCAAAAAGGAUGUCGACGAGGUUUUUCUGAGCAAGAUGGAGUUGGAAAGCAAGCUGGAGGCUCUCAGAGAGUACAUCUGCUUCUUGAGGCGUCUGUAUGAAGAAGAGCUGGGCCAGCUCCAUACCCAGGCCAGUGACAUGUCUGUGGUGCUGUCCAUGGACAACAACUGCUGCCUGGACUUCAGUGACAUCAUCGCUGAGGUCCGUGCCCUGUACAAGGAGAUCGCUCAGACCAGCAAGGCCGAGGCUGAGACGCUGUACCAGACCAAGUACCAGGAACUUCAGGCAUCUGCCCAGCUUCACGGGGACUGCAUGAAGGAAACCAAAGUCCAGAUUUCUCAGCUGCAGCAGGCGAUUCAGAAGUUGCAGAGUCAGAUUGAGAACCUCAGGAAGCAGAAUGCCAGUCUGGAGGGCGCCAUCACCGAUGCUGAGCAGCGUGGGGAGUUGGCCCUCAAGGAUGCUCAGACCAAGCUGGCUGAGCUGGAGGCUGCUCUGAGAACUGCCAAACAGAACAUGGCCCGGCUGCUGCGUGACUACCAGGAGCUGAUGAGCACAAAGCUGGCCCUGGACGUGGAGAUCGCCACCUACCGCAGGCUGCUGGAGGGCGAGGAGUGCAGGAUGUCUGGAGAAUGUACCACCCAGGUCACUGUCUCCAUCGGGGGAGACAGUGCCGUCUUGUCUGGAGGAGCUGGUGAUAGCCUGGUGGGCACAUGUGGACUUGGAGGCAGGAAAGGCAGUUUUGGGCCCAGCUGCUCCAGCGUCGUGACUGGAGGCUCCAACAUCAUCCCGGGCUCUGGGCAAGGCCCCGUUAUGGGAUCUUGCUCUGUGCCCAGCUCUGGCUCCAGCUCCAGCUGCCACACCAUCCUGAUGAAGACAGUUGAGUCAAGUCUCAAGACAUCCAUCACAUACUGAGUGCUGUGGCAGCAACUUGCUCUCCUACCUUCCUGAGUGUUCUCAGCCCUGCCCCCAUCCUCAUCACUCCCAUCCCUGCUUGGCUAGCUAUGUGUUCACUGCCUACCACCUGAGACAGCCCACGGGGGAUACUGCAAAAGUCAAUAAAGUCAUGCCU
Molecule: messenger RNA, 1967 nt
Organism: Pteropus alecto (black flying fox)
Lineage: Eukaryota; Metazoa; Chordata; Mammalia; Chiroptera; Pteropodidae
Gene: KRT78
Product: keratin 78
Exons: 9
Coding region: 266-1810 (514 amino acids)
Biological process (GO): intermediate filament organization; keratinization
Cellular component (GO): keratin filament
Molecular function (GO): structural constituent of skin epidermis
Source: RefSeq, a predicted model, not a curated record